AUGGCAGAAUGGGCAAGGAGGCAACGAGCAACGGCGGAAUGGGCUGUGCUAGCUGGUGGUGGUGAAUGGAAGUUUGGAAACCAGGAGGAGAAACAGAGAAUCAGAGAAAAUGUGAGGGUUGAGAUGAGGAGGAGAAGUCGACUGUUCAAAAAGACAAACCACAAAAAUAUUAAAGCAAACGCAAGCCGGCGAGUGGGAACUUACCGUUGGAAGUGGGAACUCGUCGAACUAUGGGUGAAGGAGGAAGAGGAAGAAGACGAUCGUGGCCCAUGGGAACCAAAUCGAGGCCCGAGGAGGACUAGACUUUGGAGAAGGAGGACGGGCAAGUGA
Molecule: messenger RNA, 330 nt
Organism: Dovyalis caffra
Lineage: Eukaryota; Viridiplantae; Streptophyta; Magnoliopsida; Malpighiales; Salicaceae
Source: the annotation of a GenBank genome assembly